CCCCCCCGCAGUGAGUGCCGCCACUAUGGCGGACGGGGCGCCCCGGCCCCCGCUUUAUCGCAGCGUCUCUUUCAAGCUCCUGGAGCGCUGGAGCGGCGGACCCGGGCGGAGGGAGGAGGAGGUCGUGGACACCCCCGGGCUACGGCGCCGCGCCUCGUGCCGGCCCUCCGCCGCCGGCCCGGGCCAGCCCUCCCGGCGCGUGUCCAAGCUGGCGUCGGGGCCCCCGGCCACCCCCGCGCAGCCGCGCCAGCUCCGCAGCCUUUCCCCGUCGGUGCGCCAGCUCUCCCGGCGCUUCGACGCGCCUCGUCUCAACGACGACUCAGCCGAGGCCCGGGACGGAGGCGUCUCCCCAGGGGCCGUGGAAGAAGCGGCCGAGGUCGCCGCGCGAGGGUCCUGGCCCAGCGUCACCGAGAUGCGCAAGCUCUUCGGCGGCCCUGGCUCCCGGCGGCCCUGCGCCGACUCUGAGGCCCUGGGGACGCCCAGCCCCGACGGUGCAGCAUGGGAGCCCCAGACCCGAGAGCCCCGGCAGCCGCCGACGCCACCUCCUCGAACGUGCUUCCCCCUGGCCGGCCUGCGUUCAGUGCGGCCGCUCCCCGGGCCGGGGGUCGAGGGGAGGAGGCGGCAGCAGCAACAGGAGCGGGCUCAGCGUCCGGCGGAUGGUUUACAUUCUUGGCAUAGCUUCUCCCUACCGCAGGCCGGGGCCCGGGCCUCCUGCUCCUCCUCCUCCUCCAUCGCCUCCUCCUAUCCUGUCAGCCGCAGCCGGGCUGCCAGCUCCAGCGAGGAGGAAGAGGAGGCCCCGCCGCCGACAACGACGACGACCGGGGCUCAGAAUCCAGCCUACCACGGCGGCCACUCUUCGGGCAGUGACGAGGACCGAGACGGUGAGGGCAGCCACCGCUGGGGAGGGAGGCAGGGGCCCACGCCUGGAAAUGCCCGCUUGGGACGUGACUGCAGCCUGGACCGUGAUGGGUUAAGUCUGGGCAGCAUGGACUCUGCAGGGGGAGGCAGGAGGAGCCCUGAGCCACCAACAUCUCCAAGAGCCCCUAGCGAGGAGAGAUCCCGGGAGUGGGGUACUGGCACACCACCCUGCACCCUAGGCCCCCAGGAGGGUCUGCGGCCCAUGCCGGACGCUGUGGGGGGAGCUUUCCGAGUGGCCAAGGUGAGCUUUCCCGCAUACUUGGCCAGCCCAGCAGGCUCCCGUGGCAGCAGUCGUUAUUCCAGUACGGAGACUCUCAAGGAUGAGGACCUGUGGUCUUCCCGGGGUUUGGGGGGCUGGGGUGUGUACCGCUCCCCUAGCUUUGGAGCCGGGGAAGGGCUCCUCCUGCGGUCCCAGGCUCGAACCCGUGCCAAGGGACCUGUGGGCACCAUGAGGGCAUUGAGGGAUGGAGGAUUGGAGCUGGAUAAGAACCGGCAGCGGAAGUCUCUGUCAAACCCAGAUAUUGCCUCGGAGACCCUGACACUGCUCAGUUUCCUGCGCUCAGACCUUUCAGAGCUGAGGAUCCGCAAGGCUGGCCGGCAUCCUGGGGACCCUGAGAGUGACCCUUUGGAUGGCAGAGACUCACCAACAGCAGGUGGCCCUGUGGGGCAACUUGGGCCCAUGCCUGACCCAGUCCCAGCAUCACCUGGAACCCGCCCCACACUCAAGGAUCUGACAGCCACCUUGCGCAGGGCAAAGUCAUUUACCUGCUCUGAGAAGCCCAUGGCCUGCCGCCUGCCCCGGGCCAGUACUCUGAAGCCCAGCUCUUCUGAGCUCCUGCUGGCAGGCUCUGGUUCCGAGGAGGAUCCACUACCCCUUGUUGUCCAGGAUCAGUAUGUACAGGAGGCCCGUCAGGUAUUUGAAAAGAUCCAGCGCAUGGGCGCCCAGCAGGAUGAUGGAAGCAAUGCCCCCCCUGGGAGCCCUGACUGGGCAGGGGACAUGACGAGGGGGCAGCGGUCCCAGGAGGAGCUCUCAGGCCCUGAGUCCAGCCUGACAGAUGAGGGCAUUGGGGCGGACCCUGAGCCUCCUGUUUCAACAUUGUGCAGCCUUGGUUCCGCAGGGGUAUGGCGACCCCUUUCCUCAUCUUCUGCCCAGACCAACCACCAUGGCUCUGGGACAGGGGACAGUCUGGGUGGGUGGGCCCUCGUGUCCCCUGAGGCCCCUCCCACGCCAGGUACCAUCCGCCGGCGACGCAAAGUCCCGCCUUCAGGCCCUGGUGGGACUGAACUGAGCAAUGGGGAGGCAGGUGAGGCCUACAGGUCUCUGAGUGACCCGAUUCCACAGCGCCACCGGACUGCCACCUCUGAGGAGCCCUCUGGGUUCUCUGUGGACAGCAACCUCUUGGGCUCACUGGGCCCCAAGACAGGGCUUCCAGUGGCCCCAGCUGUGGAUGAGGGCCUGACCAGUGGUCAUAGUGACUGGUCUGUGGGCAGUGAAGGGAGUAAGGGAUACCAGGACGUUAUUCAGAGCAUUGUCCAGGGGCCUGGUGCCUUGGGGCGUGUGGUAGACGACAGGACUGCUGGCAAAGCCCCCAAGAAGAAAUCUCUGAGUGACCCCAGCCGCCGUGGGGAGCUAGCUGGGCCUGGAUUCGAGGGCCCUGGAGGGGAGCCCAUCCGAGAGGUCGAGCUCGUGCUGCCUCCAUCCAGCAGUGAGCCCAUCCUUGCAGAGGAACGGGCAGAGCCCCAAGAGCUCAGUCCCGCCAGGGGACGGGCACAGUCCGAGAGGGCCCUGCCUGAGGCCCCACCUGCCCCUGCCACUGCCCACUGUGGUUUCCACCUUGACCCUAAGUUGGCUGACAUUCUGUCCCCACGGCUCAUCCGCCGAGGCUCCAAGAAGCGCCCAGCCCGGAGCAGCCACCAAGAACUGCGGAGAGAGGAGGGCCAUCAGGACCAGACUGGCAGCCUGUCUCGGGCCCGGCCCACCUCCAAACAUGUUCGCCAUGCCAGUGUGCCCGCCACCUUCACACCUAUUGUGAUGCCUGAGCCACCCACCUCCGUUCGCCCCCCUGUGGCUGUGCCAGAGCCCAUGGGCUUCCCUGCACGAACCCACCCCGCCUUGCAGGCACCAUCACUCGAGGAUGUCACUAAACAGUAUAUGCUGACCCUCCAUUCGGGUGAGGUCCCUGCCCCAGGGCCUGUGGACAUGCCCUGCUUGGCUCGGCUUUCACCGCCCUCUGACGAGGCCAAACCCCCUGAGGCUGCCCGGGCUCCACAUGAGCCUGCCCCAGCCAGCAAGUGCUGCAGCAAGCCACAAGUGGACAUGAGGAAGCACGUGACCAUGACCCUGUUGGACACCGAGCAGUCGUAUGUGGAGUCACUGCGCACCCUGAUGCAGGGCUACAUGCAGCCACUGAAGCAGCCGGAGAACUUGCUGUGUGACCCGUCACUGGUGGACGAGAUCUUCAACCAGAUCCCCGAGCUCCUGGAGCAUCACGAGCAGUUCCUGGAGCAGGUGCGGCACUGCGUGCAGACCUGGCAUGCCCAGCAGAAGGUGGGAGACCUGCUCGUCCAGUCGUUCUCCAAGGAUGUCCUGGUAAACAUUUACUCCGCCUAUAUCGAUAACUUCCUCAACGCAAAGGAUGCAGUCCGUGUGGCGAAGGAGUCGAGGCCUGCCUUUCUCAAGUUUCUGGAGCAAAACAUGCGGGAGAACAAGGAGAAGCAGGCACUGUCUGACCUCAUGAUCAAACCUGUGCAGCGGAUCCCACGCUAUGAGCUUCUGGUGAAGGACCUCCUGAAGCACACACCUAAGGACCACCCAGACUACCCACUCCUGCUGGACGCCCAGCGGAACAUCAAGCAGGUGGCUGAACGCAUCAACAAGGGCGUGCGGAGCGCCGAGGAGGCAGAGCGGCAUGCCCGCGUGCUACAGGAGAUCGAGGCUCACAUCGAGGGCAUGGAGGAUCUCCAGGCCCCUCUGCGGCGGUUCCUGAGGCAGGAGAUGGUCAUUGAAGUGAAGGCGGUCGGUGGCAAGAAGGACCGGUCCCUCUUCCUGUUCACGGACCUCAUCGUCUGCACCACCCUGAAGCGGAAGUCGGGCUCUUUGCGGCGCAGCUCCAUGAGCCUGUACACGGCAGCCAGCGUCAUCGACACGGCCAGCAAGUACAAGCUGCUGUGGAAGCUGCCCUUGGAAGAUGCAGACAUCAUCAAAGGGGCUUCCCAAGCUACUAAUCGAGAAAACAUCCAGAAGGCCAUCAGCCGCCUGGAUGAGGACCUGACCACCCUGGGCCAAAUGAGCAAGCUCUCCGAGAACAUCGGUUUCCCCCACCAGAGCCUGGACGACACACUGCGGGACCUCUCUGCCGCCAUGCAUCGGGACCUGUCGGAGAAGCAGGCUCUGUGCUAUGCUCUCUCCUUCCCGCCUACCAAGCUGGAGCUGUGCGCCACGCGGCCCGAAGGCACUGACUCCUUCAUCUUUGAGUUCCCCCACCCUGACGCCCGCCUCGGUUUUGAGCAGGCCUUCGAUGAGGCCAAGAGGAAGCUGGCGUCCAGCAAAAGCUGUCUAGACCCUGAGUUCCUGAAGGCCAUCCCCAUCAUGAAGACCCGCAGCGGCAUGCAGUUCUCCUGUGCAGCCCCCACCUUUAGCAGCUGCCCUGAGCCCACGCCUGAGGUGUGGGUGUGCAACAGCGAUGGCUACGUGGGCCAGGUGUGUCUACUGAGCCUGCGGGCUGAGCCGGACGUGGAGGCCUGCAUCGCCGUCUGCUCAGCCCGCAUCCUCUGCAUCGGGGCAGUGCCCGGCCUGCAGCGGCGCUGCAACCGGGAGCGACCUUCCUCACUGAGGAGCCCUCCUGAGACAGCACCAGAGCCCACUGGGCCGGAGCUGGAUGCCGAGGUUGCCGUGGACGAGGAAGCCCCUGCGCUGGCAGAGCCGGGGCCCCAGCCUUGCCUGCACAUCUCCAUUGCAGGCUCAGGCCUGGAGAUGGCGCCAGGCCCUGCUGAAGGUGACCCCCGCCCCGAGUUGGUACCUUUUGACAGCGACUCAGAUGAUGAGUCUUCGCCCAGCCCCUCAGGGACCCUGCAGAGCCAGGCCAGCCGCUCCACCAUCUCCUCCAGCUUUGGCAAUGAGGAGACCCCAAGCUCCAAGGAGGCCAUGGCGGAGACCACUAGCUCAGAGGAGGAGCAGGAGCCUGGAUUCCUACCCCUCUCUGGCUCCUUCGGACCUGGCGGUCCCUGCAGCACAAGCCCCAUGGAUGGGCGAGCACUUCGCCGUUCCAGCCGAGGCUCCUUCACCCGGGGCAGCCUCGAGGACCUGCUGAGCGUCGACCCUGAGGCCUUCCAGAGCUCUGUGUGGCUGGGCACUGAAGAUGGCUGUGUCCAUGUGUACCAGUCCUCCGAGAGCAUCCGUGAUCGCAGGAACAGCAUGAAGCUCCAGCAUGCAGCCUCCGUGACUUGCAUCCUGUAUUUGAACAAUCAGGUGUUUGUAUCUUUGGCCAAUGGAGAACUUGUGAUUUACCAAAGGGAAGCAGGUCAUUUCUGGGACCCACAGAACUUCAAAUCAGUGACUCUGGGAGCUCAGGGGAGCCCCAUCACCAAGAUGGUGUCUGUGGGUGGGCGGCUAUGGUGCGGCUGCCAGAACCGAGUCCUUGUCCUGAGCCCCGACACACUGCAGCUGGAGCACACAUUUUACGUGGGCCAGGAUUCAAGCCGCAGCGUGGCUUGCAUGGUGGACUCCAGCCUGGGCGUGUGGGUGACAUUGAAGGGCAGUGCCCAUGUGUGUCUCUACCACUCAGAUACCUUUGAGCAGCUGGCAGAGGUAGAUGUCACACCUCCUGUGCACAGGAUGCUGGCAGGCUCAGACGCCAUCAUCCGGCAGCACAAGGCUGCCUGCUUGCGGAUCACAGCGCUGCUGGUAUGUGAAGAGCUGCUGUGGGUAGGCACCAGUGCAGGCGUGGUGCUCACCAUGCCCACCUCACCCAGUACUGUCAGCUGCCCACGGGCACCCCUCAGCCCUGCUGGCCUAGGCCAGGGACACACAGGCCAUGUCCGCUUCCUGGCUGCAGUCCAGCUGCCAGACGGCUUCAACUUGCUCUGCCCUACUCCACCACCUCCCCUAGACACAGGCCCCGAGAAGCUGCCGUCACUGGAGCACCAGGACUCUCCCCGACACAGAGGCCCUGCCUCAGCCAGGCCUAAAAUGCUGGUUAUCAGUGGAGGUGAUGGCUAUGAGGACUUCCGACUCAGCAGUGGGGCUGGCAGCAGCAGUGAGACUGUGGGCCGAGACGACAGCACAAACCACCUCCUCCUAUGGAGGGUGUGACCCUGUCCACCAUGGCCUAGGACUCCCCGCGCACCUGCCCUCAGCCUGCUUGCCUCUUCCUAGCCCACAUACAGACUCUGAGCAGGAGUGUCUGACCAGGGGCGCACAUGUGCCUGCAUGGGCUCCCUCCCCAUCUGUACGGAAGCGUUCCUAAUGGAACACCACUGGCCAGCCGGGCUGAGGCCUCUCCUGACCCUCUGGCUGCCUGGUGCUCCGAGUCAUGAUGGUGGGGCACGCAGGCUGCCCAGGACCUCUGUCCCUGGAGCUUCUACCAAAGACAUAGCCGGGCCUGGACCUAUGUGGCUGGGGAGGGCCAUGUGCAAUAUUUGGAGGGUUUUCUGGAGGCAGCAGGAAGAUGGGGGAGGGGGGCAGAAUCCCUUCCCAUGUACAGUAUUUAUGUUCCCUUUUUAGAUGUGUACUUUCCCAAGCACUUAUUUAUGCAAUGAUCUGAGGCAGAAGGUGAUUAGAGGAAAUGAUGGGGAGGAUCCCUAUUCCUGUCCUGGGGGGCCACCCUGGGACCCUAACAGCCUUCCUGGAGGGAGCAAUGCCCCUUGCCCCCAAUAUAUGCAUACACACACACACAUACACUGCACAUUCAGGGCACUAAACCACUGCCCUUUAACAUACACUUUCCAAGGCCCUAUUCUGAUUGGGCUUCCCUCCAUUGUCAAGGACCAGGUCCCCUCAGUUACCCAAAACAAGAUGACAACUGUUGGGGGCAGUGACUCUCAUCUGGGGGACCUCCCAAGCCUUGGCAUUUCCCAGCUUGUCAGCAGUGCCUUUAGUGGUUUCUUAAUUUGGGAAUGCUGAUGGGGCCUUGGACAUGGUUUUUCCUGGCUUUAUCAGGUAAGAGAAAGGUGCCCUCUUGCUCUCCUUGCAAUGGCCCCUGGCCCCCAACCUCCUGCCUCCCUGUGUCUCAUGCACUGGCACAUAUGGUCACCUUGGGGGCAGACCCAGGAGUCCCUUCACUCUGGCCACUGAAUCCCUGUCUUCAUGCCCCUUCCUGCCAGGGGCAACCCCUUCAGGAAAGAUCCAAGAGCUGAGGGGCUGGACGUGGCCUCUUCAACUGGGAAGGCUCCCGUUUGAGGGCCGCCUCUCCCCCACCCUACAGACUGCAGGGCAUCAGCCUGACCCUCAGCCCCCUCGCUUCUCCAGCUACUACUCCAAAGGUCUGGUUUCAGAUGGGGUUUGUUUUGUUCUGUUUGGUUUUGUUUUUGUUUGGGGUGGGUGGGUCCUUGGGAUCUUAGAUUAUGUUUCUCUUGCUACCAAACAGUCAUGUAUUAACUCUCCUUGGAUGAUGAAGUUUAAAGAGUCAAUAAAUAGAAACGCCAAA
Molecule: messenger RNA, 7562 nt
Organism: Loxodonta africana (African savanna elephant)
Lineage: Eukaryota; Metazoa; Chordata; Mammalia; Proboscidea; Elephantidae
Gene: ARHGEF17
Product: Rho guanine nucleotide exchange factor 17
Exons: 21
Coding region: 26-6229 (2067 amino acids)
Biological process (GO): actin cytoskeleton organization
Molecular function (GO): protein binding; guanyl-nucleotide exchange factor activity
Source: RefSeq, a predicted model, not a curated record